Messenger RNA from Anisakis simplex (herring worm), 231 nucleotides. The record is from the annotation of a GenBank genome assembly. Lineage: Eukaryota; Metazoa; Nematoda; Chromadorea; Rhabditida; Anisakidae.
AUGAUGCUCGCAUUGAUUCCAUUGGUUGCCUUACUGCUGCUCGCUUCACCAGCCACUUCGCAGUACUACGGUGGAUACAGUCCAUACUACGGAUACGGCGGUUACGGUUACGGAUAUGGUAGCGGUAUGGGCGCAUAUAUGGGAGCGAGAUAUGGAAUGAUGCGCGGUGCAAAUCUUGGUGCACGACUUGGUGCGCUCGUUGGCGCUGCCAGCAGUCUUGGUAGAAAAUAA